This is a messenger RNA of Salarias fasciatus (jewelled blenny), 1032 nucleotides long. RefSeq names its product urokinase plasminogen activator surface receptor-like. NCBI's taxonomy places the organism in Eukaryota, Metazoa, Chordata, Actinopteri, Blenniiformes, Blenniidae. The record is from RefSeq and is a predicted model, not a curated record. The transcript is spliced from 5 exons.
AUCAUCUGCGCUUGCUGCUUUUCUUUUUUUCUUUUUUUAAGGAGGAGAGAUGGAGUGAUAUAAAUACAGCCCAUUGUGAGGCAUCAUUUGAAACCUCAGCAGCUCAGCAACAUCCCACCUUCACAGAAUGUAUCUGUUUUCAUUUAUUCUUGGAGCUGUGCUUCUUCCUGAAGCCUCUGCCCUGAAAUGUCGUGAAUGUCCCUUGGGUGCAGAACACAAGAAUGCACUGCAGGUUUACAGUGUUCUGCUAUGAGGGUUACUGCCUAUGCAGGUGGUAAUAAACUCGCUGACAUGAGCAUGAAAGGUUGUGGCCCACGGGAACAGUGUUUCCAGGGUUCAGUGAACUUUGGACUUUCAAGGACUGCUUUGACCACCAAAUGCUGCUCUACCGAUCUCUGCAAUGAUCAACCUUAACCUGAACACAGCCGUUCUGAUCCAAAUGGCAAAAAAUGUUUCACUUGUGAUGGACAACAGUGCACUGGGACACUGAAGUGCUUGGGGAAUGAGGACCACUGCAUCUCAGCAACAGCAAAGUCAGGAGGGAGGAAGAUUUCACUGAAGGGCUGCGCCUCCCAGGAGAUAUGCUCUGCCAUAAAUUUCCCAGGAGCGGCAGAAUUAGCUGGAUAUGACAUGAAAUGUUGUGAAGGUGAUUUCUACAACAGUGGCAGUAGCACAAGUGCUGGCCUGCUGGUGUUGCUGGUGCCGCUGAUCUCUUUGGUUUUGUUUUCCUAGGAAAUGAAACCAGUUUUGUUCUUGUCACUUCUGAACAUAAUCCUUUGUUUAUUCUCUAAAAUGAUGCUUAACUUGUAGUGGGUGGAGGGAGAAUUUUAUUUCCUGUAAUAAUUAUAUGACUAAUUUCAAUUUUAAAAAAUGUAUUCCAUUUGAUUUUAACUGCAAGACACAUUUCAUUUGCUGUUCUUACUUUGCAUGUUGCCGUCUCUUCACGGCAAUACAACAAAAUAUGAAGUUUUAAAUUAUUUUUAAAAAAUUUAAUCUUUUGAAAGUGAAAUUAAUAAAAGCUUUGAAAGCGUA